AUGAACAACCAGCAACAACCAGACCUUUACCAGCCUGGCACACAGCUGACUGUCGGUUCCCAUAAGGUGGUGGUCAACAAGUACUUCUCCCAUGGUGGAUUUGCUCAGGUUUACACCUGCACUAUUUCUCCCCCGUGGAACAACAAGCAGGUAGCGUGCUUGAAAAGAGUCAAUGUUCCUGACAAAGGCUCACUUAACACCUUAAGAAAGGAGGUGGAUGCCAUGAGAAAGCUACAAGGGAUUAAUUGCAUCGUUUCAUACAUUGACUCGCAUGCCGCCAGGUCAAAUAGUGGUAAUGGAGCCGGAUAUGAGGUUUUCGUUCUCAUGGAGUACUGUUCCCGCAAGGGACUCAUUGAUUUUAUGAACACCAGAUUGGUGAACAAAUUGACAGAGCCAGAGAUUUUGGUGAUAGUGCAACAGAUCACCGAAGCCGUGGCCCACAUGCAUGCACUUAAUCCGCCUUUGAUCCACAGGGACAUCAAGAUUGAAAACGUUUUGCUUGGGGACGAUGGCACCUACAAGCUUUGCGAUUUCGGUUCCGUGUCCUUGGUAAUAAAUCCUCCAACCAAUGUCGAAGAAUUCCAAGUAAUUCAAGAUGAUAUAAUGAAAAAUACAACUCCACAAUACAGAUGUCCAGAAAUGUUAGACUUAUACAAAAGACAGCCAAUUGACGAAAAGUCAGAUGUCUGGGCUUUAGGGGUGUUUUUGUACAAAUUGUGCUAUUAUACUACACCUUUUGAGCAGAAUUCCAUCAAUGGAAAUGUGAACGGAUACGGAGGAGACUAUGCCAUCAUUAACGGGAUCUACUCCUUUCCCUCCUUGCCUCCAUAUAGUGCAAGGUUGAAAAAUGUAAUUGCUAAGCUGUUAACUGUGGAUCCCAUUUUGAGACCAAAUACCUUUCAGCUGCUAGACGAGAUUUCUAAAUUGAGAGGUGUUCCAUGUCCUGUA
This is a messenger RNA of Pichia membranifaciens NRRL Y-2026, 948 nucleotides long. RefSeq lists its product as hypothetical. The transcript has a single exon. NCBI's taxonomy places the organism in Eukaryota, Fungi, Ascomycota, Pichiomycetes, Pichiales, Pichiaceae. The record is from RefSeq and is a predicted model, not a curated record. Gene Ontology annotation, cellular component: cytoplasm. Gene Ontology annotation, molecular function: protein serine/threonine kinase activity; ATP binding. Gene Ontology annotation, biological process: actin filament organization; actin cortical patch assembly; peptidyl-threonine phosphorylation. The annotation marks the transcript as partial.